AUGGCUUACAGAUCACCAUAUGCUGCCUCUCGGCAGAAGUCUUGUGUUGCAUGCGCUAGAGGGAAGCGACGCUGUGAUCGCCAAACUCCGCAGUGCUCGCGAUGUCUCGCGCAGGGGCUAGAAUGUACUUACCUGGGUAUACGGUCUCCGAGGCACCGGAAGGAAUCCUCAGCACCACAUCCAGAAUCAGUUCAUGCCUUCGACGACAUUCUAUCUUUCUGGCCGUUAGAUGACUCUCUAUUCAACCAUGCGAGCAUGCCCCCUCCAUCGAUUAUUCCCAGCCCUUCUCUCAUCACCGCCCCAUCUUUACUCCCCGCAGGCUUUUUCCCAGAAACCGCCGUAUUAGACAGGUGGUCAAUCAAUCAGCUGCUGCAAAAUAUUAAAAGCUACCCGCGGGUGUUUGGCUGCUCUCGAAAAACCCCCUUUAUUCAUCAGCGCCUCUACGACGUAUAUUUACCCGCCUGUAUCCAAGAUGCCUUCGCAGUCUCGGCAGCCUACUGCACCAAGACAUCCGCAACAGAGGAUAUGGUAUUCCGCACAAUCGAAAGUAAGGUCGGGCUCCUCGUGGAGCAGGAUUACAAAGAAGCAAAUCUGCAGGAGCUCCUCGCAGCAUUGCAGGCACUUAUACUGUUUCAUAUCAUCCAACUCUUUGACGGUGACGUCCGCCAGCGGUCAUUGGCAGAACAGAAUAUGGAUAUCUUGCGAGCGUGGACCGUUCAGUUGAAAGUCCGAGCCACAGAACUGCCCCUUCCGUUCACAUGGCAAGAAUGGAUAUUCGAAGAGAGUGUCCGAAGGACGGUCAUAUUUUCCUUGAUGCUCGACGGCUUAUUUUCGACGCUGAAGAAGGGGUACUGUUCGAACGUCAAAGGGCUGAGCAUACUGCCCUUUGCAUCCAAGACUUCACUAUGGGAGGCUGGUACAGCUGCAUCGUGGCUUGCUGAGUCGCAUUGCUUGGCAUCCGACAACGUACUCUAUGGCGAUUUUGUAAUGUCUUGGGAGAGGGGACGAGUCACCGAGCCACUGGAUGACUUCCAAAAACUAUUACUGACACCUUGUCUGGGAGAGACAUAUAGAGAAGUGCUAGAACUAGAGUAG
Molecule: messenger RNA, 1095 nt
Organism: Penicillium mononematosum
Lineage: Eukaryota; Fungi; Ascomycota; Eurotiomycetes; Eurotiales; Aspergillaceae
Product: Zn(II)2Cys6 transcription factor domain-containing protein
Exons: 1
Coding region: 1-1095 (364 amino acids)
Biological process (GO): regulation of DNA-templated transcription
Molecular function (GO): DNA-binding transcription factor activity, RNA polymerase II-specific; zinc ion binding
Source: RefSeq, a predicted model, not a curated record